AAAACUCUUAAUCAACUCAAUGACAUUGCAAAUGAAUCAAUUACAGUUUCAAGGAUUUGUGGCACUUAUGGAUAUAUGGCCCCAGAGUACGCCAUACAUGGAAAAUUGACAACAAAAUCUGACGUAUAUUCAUUUGGUAUGGUGUUGUUGGAAUUAUUGUGUGCCAAGAAGUUACGUACUUUUAGCCUGUAUGAAGGUGACGAGUACCCCCUUGACCGUUGGUCCAAAAGUAGCUGCAAAAGAGGAACCAUUGAUCAAGUCAUUGAUCCAUAUCUGAUUGGGAAAAUAGCAACAGAAUGCUUCAAGGAGUUUGUCAAGAUUGCAUUGAGUUGUAUUCUUUUUCAGGUAAUCCAACGACCCUCAAUGGAUGAUGUGGUAACGAGUCUCCAGUUAGCAUUGCAAUUGCAGGAGACUUGGGAGACUCGUAUCGAGAUUGGUGUUGAGUUAUCUAUGACCGAACCUAGUUCUUACAACGUCUUCUCUAUUGAUGAACUGAGCAACAACGUCUUCUCUAUUGAUGAACCGAGGAACUUCUUCUCUAGUGAUGAACUGAGCCAUCUUCCUUCGGAUGUAAGAUGGAGUGGAUCAAUAUCUGACUCGGAUUUUGAUGAGUUAAUCCGUUAGCAAAGAGUCCGUGCAUCUCUGUAAGAGAGCUUGAAUUUGGUUCUUUUCACUUGUGUAUAUGUAUGUCUUUGUUUCUUAUGUGUGUUUAGUAUCUUUUUUAUGUUUGUUAAGUUUAUUUAUACUACUGGUUAUGU
This is a messenger RNA of Camellia sinensis, 758 nucleotides long. Lineage: Eukaryota; Viridiplantae; Streptophyta; Magnoliopsida; Ericales; Theaceae. The record is from RefSeq and is a predicted model, not a curated record.